AAGUGUUCGUGUAUAUACAUAUUCUAGAUGAUCUCCUUAGGCUGGAUUCUCAGAAGUUAUAUUAGUAGACCAAAGAGAAUGAACAUAAUUUUCACGGCUCUUGUUAUCUUUUACUGUGUGCUUGCCUCAAAAUUGCUGGUUCUCAAUUUUACAGUCAGCAAAGUGAGUCCCUUUUUCUGAAUUCUUUACUUUCCUAAAUUGGGAAGUCCACAUGGCUCAGUGUAGAAAAGGUCAUCAUAACCUCCCAGAAUUUUCCAAGCCAGUGAUCUCUAGUGUCACCUUUGGCUGUUAAUGUCCCCGGUCAGAGGGGUCAGGAGACCCAGUGCUGUUGCAUAUUUUAAGUUGCUUGGGUUGCCAUGCUGUACAGACCCUGCUUACAAUCUUACUAUAACUGGUUUGCCUCUUACCUACUAACCUCUGACCUACUCACGACUUACCUACUAACUUCACCCUCCUGCUAACAUGCUGCCGGGUACUGCAUGAGGCCAAAGGUUACCGAUGGGGAAGGUUGUCCUUCCUCCGCGCUGGGGCUGCUCUUGCUGAGGCUGAGCUCAAAGCCACCCACUCGUCCCACCUGCUGCACACCUCAGGGUGUUGGCUCCACUUUAAAGGCAGCCCCAUGGGUGAAGAAAACCAGAGAUAAAGGUAAAGACAUGAUAAGGUGGCCAUAAAUCUAAAAAGUAUGUUUUCUGGCAUUAUCAAUUAUCACUCAUUUUCAAAUACGCAUAUGGAGUGGAUAUUCCAGUUUGGGGUGUGUGUGUAUUUUUUUUUUUUAAAAAGACCUUUUAAAGAAUUGUGCAAUCCUUUACUUUACACCCUCACAUGCUGUGCUUGGCAUUAAAAAGCUGUCGGGGCUGACUUGUAACUUGGAAGGGGGCAGGGUGGAGAGUCCGACAGCCCUGGACUGGCAGUUUGCCCACGGAGAAAGCCCUGCUCCUCGGGGCCCUCGUCUGGCCAGCAGUCUCACAGAUGCACAGCCUGGGCGACAGAGAGUCUCAGAAAGAAAGGAAAACUGGCUUUAUAAAAUCUUGCCACCGCUUCCGCAAAGCAGCCAUCCUUGGCCAUAAAGAAGAACACGUUAUUGAUAUAAGCAAGGAUGCGUCCUGUGCGGAAAACUGUACCUGUUCGUCCUGCUUGCUCCUGGCCCCCACCAUCAGCGACUUGCUCAAUGACCAGGACUUACUAGACGUGAUCAGGAUAAAGUUGGAUCCCUGUCACCCAACAGUCAAAAACUGGAGGAAUUUCGCAAGCAAGUGGGGCAUGCCCUACGAUGAACUGUGUUUCCUGGAGCAGCGGCCCCAGAGCCCCACCCUGGAGUUCUUACUCCGGAACAGUCAGAGGACAGUGGGCCAGCUGAUGGAGCUCUGCCGGCUCUACCACAGGGCCGAUGUGGAGAAGGUCCUGCGCAGGUGGGUGGACGAAGAAUGGCCCAGGAGGGGGCGUGGAGAGCACCCCAGGAACUUCUAGCCCUCAGCUCCUUCUCAUCGGCCUCUUCGGACCCUGAGCCGAGCACAGGUUAAGGGGCAAUGUGAAUCUGUUCUUUUUUAAGUUUAGGCAAAGGAUGUGGGACAGCGGACCUUAGUUUUCCCCAAAGCCGGUGGUUUUGUGGAGGGUAGGGUAUGUUUUUGGUGGCGGAUUUUCCUUUAGUUUUGCACAUCUGUUUUUAUUUAAUAUUUGAAUCUGGAAUUGGGAAAAAUAUGUUGUAGGCUCCUAUAGGGACCAGGGCCAAAGCUACAGUCAGAGUGGAUUCAUGCCAUGAUGAAAAUAAAAGUAUCAUCUCCCUUAAAAACUGAAGACUGAACUCAGAACUAAAAGUCAUCAUCCACAAGAUCCUUUAUGAUUAAUGACACUCCCACAGCUUAGAAGGAAACCACAGAGAGAAGUUUCCCUUUAGUCUGUUACUCUUUUUGUUGUAAAGUACUUAGGUGAGUUCACAGGCUGCUGGCAUCGCGUGGUGAUACUCUUCAGGACACAUGCCAUCUUUCUUAUUCAAAUACUUGUAUAAUCUGGGCACUAUCAAAGAGGACUUUGCUUGAGUGGUUUUGAAAGAAAUGCAAAAAUCGAUGGUGAUUGGGAGGACAGAGUCAGGAGUUAGCAGAGUAAUAAGGACCAUGGGAAAGGUGUUGACAAAGAGUAGGCCCGGGGCUUCCCUGGUGGCGCAGUGGUUGAGAGCCCGCCUGCCAAUGAAGGGGACACGGGUUCGUGCCCCGGUCCGGGAAGA
This is a messenger RNA of Delphinapterus leucas (beluga whale), 2221 nucleotides long. RefSeq names its product EDAR associated via death domain (gene EDARADD). Lineage: Eukaryota; Metazoa; Chordata; Mammalia; Artiodactyla; Monodontidae. Gene Ontology annotation, molecular function: protein binding. Gene Ontology annotation, biological process: signal transduction. The record is from RefSeq and is a predicted model, not a curated record.